CUCUAUAAAAUGUCACUGAGGGAUGGAGAGAAGGAGAGUCUGAGCUUUGUGAACUCCUCAGAAGCCAGGAAGACCUCUGGGCAAAACAAAAGCCAAGAUGAAAGUCCCCCUACUUCUGGCUCUUUUAUUUGGGGCAGUUUCAACUCUCCAUCUGGGGACUGUAACGUCCAACUCUGAGAGCUUCUUAGGAGAUGAGCCUGUGCCUCAGGAUGGGGAGAUUUCAGAAAACGAGGCAAAGGAGGCCGCUCCGGGGGAGCUGGCGCUGCUGGAGGAAGAGGAGGAGGAGUACUCGGGAAGGGAAAAUGCCCCUGAGGAGGAGGGGGCUGUAGAGUCUGCCUCAGCCCUGGAUGAGGAGGACAAGGACUUUCAGUGCCCUAAAGAAGAGGACACAGUGAAACUGGAGAACAGCCCUGGGUGCAAGAACUGUCCCCGCUUCCUCCUAGUGAGGAGCCCCAAGAGAUUUUCUUCAGCUCAGUUUAUUUGCCGGAGGUGCUACCGGGGCAACCUCGUCUCCAUCCACAGCCUCUACUUCAAUCACCAGAUCCAGUGCGCAGUCGGAGGGCUCAACCAGGGCCAAGUCUGGAUCGGAGGCAGGGUCGUAGGCUGGGGACCCUGGAAAUGCUUUCAAUGGGUUGAUGGCAGUCGCUGGAACUUUGGAUACUGGGCUCCUGGCCAGCCCCGGGCCAGGGGUGGCAGAUGUGUGGCCCAGUGUACCCAAGGAGGUCGCUGGUGUGUAACUUGCUGCCGCAGGCGCCUCCCCUUCAUCUGUUCCUACUGAGCUGGACCCAGCCAGGAGUCCAGAGCCGCCCCCUCCGGGGUAGCUGCCUCCCCUCCCCUGCCUGCUGCCCCUGCUUCCAGCCCCCAGCAAUAAAACUGCUUUCCUGAAACUGA
This is a messenger RNA of Callorhinus ursinus (northern fur seal), 891 nucleotides long. RefSeq names its product bone marrow proteoglycan-like. The record is from RefSeq and is a predicted model, not a curated record. Gene Ontology annotation, biological process: immune response. NCBI's taxonomy places the organism in Eukaryota, Metazoa, Chordata, Mammalia, Carnivora, Otariidae.